Messenger RNA from Photinus pyralis (common eastern firefly), 1638 nucleotides. RefSeq lists its product as uncharacterized. The record is from RefSeq and is a predicted model, not a curated record. NCBI's taxonomy places the organism in Eukaryota, Metazoa, Arthropoda, Insecta, Coleoptera, Lampyridae. The transcript has 5 exons. Bases 1012 to 1401 code for a protein of 129 amino acids.
GGGCUUGCGAAUGUGAACAUUUUAUUCAAAUUAUGUUAAAAAAAUUCUGGUCCAUUUUCUCUUUUUCCAUCCACAAAGUGGCAGCCACAUAAAAAUGCACCAGUGUAGUGUAAUAAUAUGAGGUUGUUAAACUGUAUGAUUGUGUAAAAGUCAAUAUCCAGGAUAUACGCCGAUAUGUAAUGAAAUUGGCUAUUACAGCAAUGUAGACAAGGUAAGUAGCGAGGAUGGCAAACUCGCAGACAUUAACUUGACAGGUCAUCGGGUUUGACGACGAUUGCUAAUAAGGAGUGUAUAAAACUUGCAUCGAACCAAUGAAGUUGGAAAUAAAUUCUCUUUCCCAAAUGCCUUAUCACUAAAUAAUCCCUACCCCACAUGGCGAUCCUGCCACCCAAAUCGAAGCCUGCCACCCAAAACGAAGCUCAUGAGCAGUUAAAAAUAUUUUAGAUAAAUUAAGUUAAAUAGUACGUACAGUGAACGAUGUGCAACUCCCAAGUCAACAGGAGAAGAGAGGAAAUAAUUAAUGAAACAGCAGGGUUGGGAAAAAAUGAUCUGAAGAAGAGCGAAAUCGGCAAAGGAUUAGGUGAUCCCGGAUUCCCACCCCGGCCAUCCACACCAUCGAGGACCACGAAAAAGGAGCACCGCUAAGUGAUUCGCGAACGCGUGUGUGAAAAUAAGUGUAGAAAUAAUGCGGAAGUUUGCGAGGUGCGAAAAAGAUGACUUUAGAGAGAGCAGUAGAAUCCUUUGGAUCUGAGGAGAAACAUUUUUUAGGUAAUUUACAUAAGGACAAUGAGGAUUGCAGGAAGGAUCUUGCCGUUAUUAACAACGCAGAUGCGCGGAGUCUGUUUCGUGCAGACUGUGGAAUAUUCUCAUAGAAUUGUUUUUGACGCUAAUAAAAAACGCGCGUCGGAUCAUCCAACGCCCGUUCAAAUUCGCUCGUAGCGAACUUCGCUGCUGCUUGCAGCACAAAGCGAAUUAGCUUGGAGCGUGGCCCUCGGAAAAGAGUUGCAAUUAAUGAAACCACAAGUAACCAUUGGCGAAAUGAAAACCAAAUUUCUCUCCUUAAAAACUACAUCUUUGGUAGAAUAUCGUAAACAACAACGAUCACAUUGUUCUGGCGCAGGGGAGGAUGGUUAUACUCCAAGCCUCUGGUACUAUGACAAAAUUAAAUUUGUGUUAGAACAUCAAACACCUCGUCAAUCCUAUGAUAGUUACAGUCCCGAUGAUGUAUCAUCAGAAUCACAAGCGUCAAUCAUAGAUGAUGAUGCGCAAGAUACAAUAGCAGAAGAAAUAGAUCAAACACAAGAUAAGGAUAAUACAUUCAGAGAAACGUAUGAGAUUGAUGAAGAUGAGACGUUGAAUUUACUUACCCGUACCCCUAAAAGACCAGCACCUACAGUAUAGGUCCGUUCGUCAUCAAAAAAUAAAAGAAAAGAGCAACCAGAAAUACUGAGCAAGGUUGUAGGGACAAUGGACAACCUGACUAACGUUAUAGCAGAUAAACGAAGAUUGAAAAAAGAAGAAACAAAGUCAAAGCAUAGUAUUUUUGCAAGCUUUGUAGCAUCAAAGCUUUGUGAAAUGAAUGAAGACAUUGCAGCUGAAGUAGAGGAAGAAAUUACUAAACUUCUAUUCAAAAGAGUA